Besnoitia besnoiti is the source of this 2763-nucleotide messenger RNA. RefSeq names its product AP2 domain transcription factor AP2VIIa-1. NCBI's taxonomy places the organism in Eukaryota, Apicomplexa, Conoidasida, Eucoccidiorida, Sarcocystidae. Gene Ontology annotation, molecular function: DNA-binding transcription factor activity. Gene Ontology annotation, biological process: regulation of DNA-templated transcription. The record is from RefSeq and is a predicted model, not a curated record. The coding region runs from base 1 to 2763 and encodes 920 amino acids. The transcript has 3 exons.
AUGCCUGCUGACGGAGGUGAAUGCGGACCGGCGUCCGAAACUCGCGCAACACAGGCUGAUGAACAUCAGCUACUGGUGGAGCUUAGCGAACUCCUCCGUCGACGAACAGAUUUGCCUGUCGAGGUGCAACUUCUUGCCGCUGCCAUUGGGGCUUCAAAACGCAGCGGAAGCGCCACUGACCGGAUGUCCUUCGAACGAGGAACCACAGGAGAAAACCAUGCAGCUUGUGAACGAGAAGCCCCUGAACUUGACACCAGGCAACUUCCAGGCCAUGGCUGUCAUGGUUCAGUCGACCAGCAGGACACCGUGGGGGAGAGAGGAUGUGCCAAUGCCUCCCUCGCACCUUCACUGAAGCCUCAAGCCGACACAGUGCCUGGGGAGGUGAGCCUCUCUUCACCCUGUAUUCAGUCGAUAAAGCCGUCAUCUCCCCCUCAGCCAGGCCUCGAGUUCCACUCGGAGGUUGGCACCGUUUCUGGGCACAGCACAGACGGAAUUGGCAGUAACGGUAGCGCGAGGUCGGAAGCAUCUGGCUCGGAUUCUUCUCCGAGACUAUCUUGCGAGCGGCCCUCCGCACCGGCACACGAGCCGAGUCUGGAACGGGCGGACCUGGCUGCAACGCACAUUGAGGCAGGUACUGAAUGUGAGGAGAAAGAUGGCGCACCUGAGCGUACUUACAAUGUCUACCGGAGCUUGGAAAGCCGCCAAGCCGCCGCGAUGGCAGAGAAAGAGAUUGGCGGCCGCCUUCUGACUGCGGCUAAAGCGCCCGCAAAAGGGCGACCUGAAAGCAACCGGAAAUCAGGCGCCGACACGACGGAUUAUCACGCGAUGCACCGCGCGCUUCCCAAGGUCACUGGAGUGCGUUUCCAGGCGCAGCGCAACCGCUUCGUGGCGGAGUGGUACGAGCAAGGCCGGACAAGAAUGGCCUAUUUCCCGGUGAAACUCUACGGCUUCGAGCGCGCCAGACACCUGGCCAUCAGAUGUCGGGAGGAAGUGCUUCAGCUAAAGAAUGCCAAACGCGGCGUCUACGGAGAAGGCUCGCAUUCGCCCAACAACCACCGGAAGAAUGGAGCAGCAGAGGCUGGCAGCUUAGUUGGAGAGAGCCCGGUGCUAAAGCGUCGCCGUCUCGUUGGUCCAUCAUCUCCGAGCAGCGAGGCGAGCCCUCUGGCUUCACCUCUGCUACAACGCCGCUCGCGCUCCUUCGCGGCUUCCCCUUCCACUGCAACAACAGCCCGUAGUUUUUUCAGUCUCGGGCGGAAAGCGUUCAGUCUCUCGGAUGAAGACAUCAGCGCGCGCCUGCCGUGGACGAAAAACGAAGAGCAAGAACCAAAAACGCGCAAAGCGGGUCGCUCCUCACGAGUGCCGACUACUCCAGCGGAUAGCCAGGCCGAGGACGACUACAUGGAGCGUGAGGAUGCUCACGCAGACGACGAGAGUGAGCACGCGAAAUGCACUGAGCACAGUGACCUGCACGACCUGCUGAGACUCUCCAAGUUGGCGGCUAUGGGCGACGCCGACAGAUCAACCAAGAGCGCGGUGACAAGCUGCCUCUCUAUUGACCUCCCGCUGACGCGACAGGUGGCCAGCACACCGACGUGUGAAAGCUCGUACUCCCCCAUGAAUGCGGGGAACCAAGCUCGUCUUCACUCCUCGUUCGACAGUGCCCUGAAGAGCGGGCUCGCCCAAGACGCCAGGCCUCGACUGGCGGAGGAAGAGGCUCAGGUGUCCCGCACACCGCUGUCUGCUGAGGCGUCAUUCCCUUGCCCGCAAGGGCAGCAACGCGUUGUCCGCAGCGCCAGUGACAGGUCGCAGAGGGCCGCAGGGCCGCCAAUGGCCAGCGCGACCGAAGGCUCAAGGAGCGGUUCCAACGGCCUAAACAUCGACCCGAAUCUGCUGCUGGCUCUUCUUCUCGGUACAGGCGGCAGCCGGGAACAGCAAGCGGUCUUGGAUCACGCGCUGGAGUCCGUCACGCGCCUGCUCGGGAAGUCACUUGCACGCGUUUGCAGCCGCGACACGAGGCGAGUCUCUCGCACCCAUGAGGCAUGCCCUGACGAGGGCCCCGCUCCUUCCCUGGUGAGGGCAGACUGCCCGCGCAUUGCGAGCCGGGGAGCAGACGAAGCGGAAGGCUCUCGAACGCAAGAGAGCGGACGACGGCAGCCCUGUCCAGAAUCCAGCUACCAAGGACGGUCCACAAGCGAUUCCUCUUUUCGGCCGGCGAAUGACGAAAAAGACGAGAAGCUGCUUCUGACGAAGACGGCUGUGCGCGUGAUCCUCAGCGAUCUGCUGGACAGGUGUAUUCCCCGGCUCGCCGCCGUGGGGAAAGGAGAGGUAGAUGACACGCCGGUGCAGCUGCGUCGCGGCUUUUUCACUUCCGUUGUGAUGCAAGCCUGGCGAGCAGUCCAGGACGCUCGGACGAUAGACGAGCUCUAUCCCCUUCUCGCGGUCUGCCGGCCAGCCAUUAUGUCUGGCGAACUGCCAAGUUCGUGGGAAGUCGAGAAGCAGCACAAAUUCUUUGUACAGCUGGUCGGGCGUCGCGUGACGGAAGGACGUCCCUCACGAGGAGAGGCCGCGGCACCGAUGGCUUCUGGAGAGACGAGCGAAAGCGCGAACCAUCCAGCAUUCUCCGCACAUGGGCUCUCGACGAUGCCACGGGACAGAGCUCGUGACCACCAUGAGGUGAAGCAGAAAGCGUGGACUCCUUUCCGGGCCAGUGAUGCGUUAGACGCACCGCUGGAGUCUGGCUCGAGAGACCUCACUGCUUUCUGA